This is a messenger RNA of Gadus morhua (Atlantic cod), 874 nucleotides long. RefSeq names its product proline-rich protein HaeIII subfamily 1-like. Lineage: Eukaryota; Metazoa; Chordata; Actinopteri; Gadiformes; Gadidae. The transcript is spliced from 5 exons. The record is from RefSeq and is a predicted model, not a curated record. Bases 314 to 874 code for a protein of 186 amino acids.
ACUUUACAACCUAAUCUUGUUGGAGGAAGAAUUGGCAAAACUAUUAUUUAUAGCUCACAAGUCAUAGAUCCAAUAAAAAAGGAAAGACUUCUUUAUUAAAAAUAUUCACAGGUGAAAUCAUCAUGAAUGGUCAACGUUCUCUACAUCUGGUGUACCGUUACAUUAAGUGACCAUCAGGUGCUGAUCGCCUUAUCGUACCCCAAGUCCAUGAGUCAUACGGGACGUAAACCAGGCGCUCAAUUUAGUGAGUGCUGUUCGGGUUUGUUGAAGGAGGCGGUGUUGCGGCUCCAGGACAGACGCUGAGCCCCGCGUCAUGGAGCACAUGUCCUCUCCCGUGAGGUUUCGCAGCGACAUCAGAGCGAGACUGGAGCGUUCCAGUCUGUCCAUUGAGGACGAGGAAGACCUGGCCCGCCCCCGCGCCACAAAGGACCUCCUCCCCACCAUGAGGGACCUCCCCCCCGCCACCAGGGACCUCCCCCAUCUUCCCCACUCCACCAGGGACCUCCCCCAACUCCUCCCUGCCACCAGGGCCCUCCCGCCGCCCCCCCGUCCCGAGGGGCCCCUCCCCGUCGGGGGCAAAGAAGGUGAACCGGAGCCCGAGCCGACAGGGGCCCCACACGCCACAGGGGCCCCGCGUCCGCCUGCGGCCUGCAGCCCUGCAGGCUCUGCCGUCCAAGAGACCCCUCCUCCACCCCUGAAGGCCCGCUGCUCCGCCCCAGAGACCCCUCCUCCGCCCUUGACCCCCCGCCGCUCCACCCCGGAGACCCCUCCUCCACCCUUGAUCCCCCGCCGCUCCACCCCGGAGACCCCUCCUCCACCCCUGAAGGCCCGCCCGCCCGCCCCUCCGCCCCGGAGACCCCUCCACCACCCCUGA